This is a messenger RNA of Trichechus manatus latirostris (Florida manatee), 3179 nucleotides long. It is a transcript of the gene SACK1B, whose product is annotated as family with sequence similarity 83 member B. Gene Ontology annotation, cellular component: cytoplasm; membrane. Gene Ontology annotation, biological process: signal transduction. Gene Ontology annotation, molecular function: protein kinase binding. The coding region runs from base 49 to 3084 and encodes 1011 amino acids. The record is from RefSeq and is a predicted model, not a curated record. The transcript has 4 exons. NCBI's taxonomy places the organism in Eukaryota, Metazoa, Chordata, Mammalia, Sirenia, Trichechidae.
AUACCUCUCGUCACUGCAUGAAUGGACAUUUGAACGUGCUUUUGUCAAAUGCUUGCAAGCAUGGAGACCUCAUCAAUGCUUUCCUCAUUGAAUGAGGAGUGUAAAUCAGACAACUACAUUGAGCCUCACUACAAGGAAUGGUAUCGGGUAGCUGUUGAUACUCUGAUUGAACACGGAUUAGAAGCAUACCAAGAAUUUCUUGCCAAGGAACGAGUUUCGGAAUUUCUAGCUGAGGAAGAAAUUAUUUAUAUUCUGAAAAAUGUCAAGAAAGUUGCUCAGAGUACAACACAUGGUACUGAUAAUUCCUAUGAUGAUACCUCAUCUUCCGGGACGUACUGGCCCAUUGAGUCUGAUGUUGAAGCUCCAAACCUUGACUUGGGCUGGCCAUAUGUGAUGCCUGGACUCUUAGGGGGCACCCAUAUAGACCUCCUUUUUAACCCACCAAGAGUACACCUACUUACAAUAAAGGAAACUGUUCGGAAGAUGAUAAAAGAAGCAAGAAAGGUCAUUGCUUUAGUAAUGGAUAUAUUUACAGAUGUGGACAUUUUCAAGGAAAUAGUUGAAGCAUCAACUCGAGGAAUAUCUGUAUACAUUCUGCUUGAUGAGUCAAAUUUUAAUCAUUUUCUAAAUAUGACUGAAAAACAGGGUUGUCAAAUUCAACGUCUCAGGAAUAUUCGAGUACGGACAGUAAAAGGCCAAGAUUAUCUUUCAAAAACAGGAGCAAAAUUCCAUGGAAGACUGGAACAGAAAUUUUUGUUAGUUGACUGCCAGAAAGUUAUGUAUGGUUCUUACAGCUACAUGUGGUCAUUUGAAAAAGCUCACCUCAGCAUGGUUCAGAUCAUCACAGGACAACUUGUUGAGUCCUUUGAUGAAGAAUUUAGAACACUCUAUGCCAGAUCCUGUGUCCCCAGUUCAUUUGCUCAGGAAGAAUCUGCAAGGGUGAAACAGGGCAAAGCCCUCUGGGAGAAUGGCACUUACCAGCAUGCAGUGUCUUCCUUAGCUUCCGUUUCCAGCCAAAGAAACCUUUUUGGUAGACAAGACAAUAUUCACAAACUGGAUUCCAGUUGCUUCAAAAACAGAGGGAUAUAUGCUCUAAAUGAACAUGACAAGUAUAGCAUAAGGAAUCAUGUAUACAAACCUCAUUUUAUUCCAAAUUUUAAUGGUCCAAAUACAAUCCGUCAGCAACAACCCAGUCAGUUAAAUGAAAAUUGGAAAAGACAUAGUUAUGCCGGAGAGCAGCCAGAAACAGCACCAUACCUGCUGCUUAACAGGGCUCUGAAUCGAGCCAAUAAUCCACCCAGUAAUUGGAAAAGGCCUUCAGAUAGUCUCAGUGUAGCAUCGUCAUCACGGGGACGCUACACAAACCACCAUAACACACCUGCCCAGAGUUUCGCUAAUCGGCUCGCCCAGAGAAAAACAACAAAUCUUGCAGAAAGGAAUUCAGAAGUGCGGAGGUCUUUUAAUGGGACAGAUAAUCAUAUUCGCUUUUUGCAACAACGAAUGCCAACCCUUGAACAUACCACAAAGUCAUUCCUGCGUAACUGGAGAAUUGAAUCCUACUUAAAUGAUCAUUCAGAGGCUGCACCUGAUUCAGCUCUGGGUGACCGUUUUGAGGGCUAUGAUGGUUCUGAGAAUUUGAAAGCCAAUGCCCUUUAUACUCAUUCUCGGCUUCGUUCAUCUUUUGUAUUUAAACCAACUUUACCAGAGCAGCAGGAAGUUAACAGUUGUACAACUGAAUCCUCCAAUUCAACAAUCAUUGGUUCCCAAGGAAGUGACACAUCUAGAGAGGUCCCAGACACCCUUGCAAGUGUAGAGCAGUUGACAGACAAACCCUCGUCAGACUCAAUCCCCAAGCUUCCACCGCACUCUGAGGCACCAAAAAUUCACACCUUGCAAGUUCCCAAAAACCACUCACCAGUCUUAAACCAUGCUACAAAUGGCCAUCCAGAGUCCAACAACUAUGUAUACACAACUUUGUGUGCAGAUAAGCAAACAGAAAAUCUAAAGAACCAACAAAAUGAGAAUCUGCUUAAAAGGCGAAGUUUCCCAUUCUUUGACCACGCAAAAGGCAAUUUGGAUAGAAAUAGUAAGCACUAUGUAUAUAGUACACUUACGAGGAAUCAAAUUAGACAACCAGAAAAACCCAAGGAAGAUUUACUAAAAAGUUCUAAAAGCAUGCACAAUGUGACCCAUAACACGGAGAAGGAUGAUAAGGUUGUCAAGAUAGACCCUCCAAGUGGCACUGCUACCAAGUCAAUUUCCAUUGCUGCUUUACCUGAUGUGAACAAAGAGGAGUCCAACAAAGAACUCACUUCAAAGAAGGAGGUUAAGGGUUCUCCAAAUUUUUUGAAAAAGGGAUCUCAGAAGUUAAGGUCAUUACUUAGCCUUACCCCAGAAAAGAAGGAAAAUCUAUCUAAAAAUAAAGCACCUGCCUUUUAUAGAAUGUGUAGUAGUUCUGAUACUUUAGUUUCUGAAGCUGAAGAGAAUCAAAAACCAAAAAAAUCAGAGACAAAAGUUGAUUCAUCUCCUAGAAGGAAGCGUUCUUCCGCAUCAAAUUCUCAAGAAAGCCUCCACAAGAGUAAGGAAGAUGUAACAGUUAGCUCACCUAAGGCGGUAAAUUCUCCAUCAGAUGAAAGCAAUAAAAUAAUACCUUCUCCAGGUCCAGUUGAAAGCAAGUUCUCGGAAAGGGCAGGAGAUGCCUCUGCCCCAAGAUUUAACACUGAACAGAUCCAAUACCAAGAUUCAAGGGGGAUUAAUGCAGCUGUUGCUCCUGAAAGAAGACCAGCUCCUUCUCCAAGGCCAAACCCCAGUGAGCUUCUAAGAUCUCAUUCAAUUGACAGGCGAGUUUACAGUCGUUUUGAGCCCUUUUGUAAGAUUGAGAGCUCUAUUCAGCCAACAUGCAACUUGUCGAAUACCAAUAUACACCGCCCAGAAGUAAAAUCCUCUACUAUGGGCAACAAUUAUGGCAGGUCCAGCCCAUUGCUUAAUUACAACACUGGCGUUUAUCGCUCAUAUCAACCAAAUGAAAACAAGUUUCGAGGAUUUAUGCAAAAGUUUGGAAACUUCAUACACAAAAAUAAAUAAAAUACCAUAAUUUUAAAUGAUCAUUAAAGUACAAAAUGAAUAUGGUUGUAAAUAUUUAUCCAAAGAGCACUCUGGACAGUUUUUGUAAUGUGCCA